AUGGGGGAUUUCAAUAUCACGGACACGUAUUUGAAUUUUCUAAAAGAAGAUGCUGAAAUGACGAUGCCAAUCGCGGCGAUUGAAGCCUUGGUGACGAUGCUGAGAGUGAAGAAUCCAAAAACUUCAGCAGAGAUGAUCAAUACCAUAAAAGCUGCCGCAGAGGAAUUGACGGAGUCGAUCCCUAAUUCGAUCUCUUUAAGGGCGGGAUGCGACAUUUUCAUGCGAUUUGUAUUGAAAAAUACGCAUUUGUAUGGCGAUUGGGAAAACUGCAAGCAGCAUUUGAUAGAAAAUGGACAACUAUUUGUGUCGCGAGCUAAGAAAUCAAGGGAUAAGAUAGGUCAAAUUGGUGUGGACUUUAUCAGUGAUGACGACGUGAUCUUGGUACAUGGGUUUUCCAGGGCGGUCUAUUCGUUGUUGAGUUACGCAGCCGAGAAAUUCAUACGAUUCCGUUGCGUAGUGACGGAAUCAAGGCCAACGCAACAGGGCCAACAAUUGGCCAAACUGUUGGCAAACAAGAAGAUCCCCGUUAAGGUCAUUGUUGAUAGUGCUGUCGGAAGUAUAAUCCAUAAAGUGGACAAGGUCAUUGUCGGAGCAGAAGGUGUCGCCGAAUCGGGCGGAAUUAUCAAUUUGAUUGGUACUUACUCUAUCGGUGUCUUAGCGCAAAACAGCAAUAGACCCUUCUACGUGGUCAGUGAGUCUCACAAGUUUGUGCGGAUGUUCCCGCUGUCACCAGACGAUUUGCCGUUGCAAAGCGGACCACUGGAUUUCACACGGUCCGACGAAGCGAAGGAAGAUCUCAAUUUUGAACCUAUCAUCGAUUACACGUCUCAUGAGUACAUUACAGCAUUAAUCACAGAUCUCGGAGUGUUGACACCGAGUGCAGUUUCCGAAGAACUCAUCAAAAUGUGGUAUGAAUAA
Messenger RNA from Lachancea mirantina, 918 nucleotides. The record is from the annotation of a GenBank genome assembly. Lineage: Eukaryota; Fungi; Ascomycota; Saccharomycetes; Saccharomycetales; Saccharomycetaceae.